This is a messenger RNA of Perkinsus marinus ATCC 50983, 536 nucleotides long. RefSeq lists its product as hypothetical. Lineage: Eukaryota; Perkinsozoa; Perkinsida; Perkinsidae. The transcript has a single exon. The record is from RefSeq and is a predicted model, not a curated record. The annotation marks the transcript as partial.
AUGUGGGCUUCUGCAAGGCUCCUGUGUCUGUACGUUCUCAGUGCAACUGCUGAUGUAGACCACUGUACGGGCCAUCCGUUGCAGUUCUACAAGGAAGUGCUAUAUCCUUGGAAUAUCAAAGAAAGGCCCCGCAGCUUCAACGAAUCGAUGCCAUAUUACAAGUACACUUGGGAUGACUAUUUCGACUACCUCGUUAGCUCUGGUGCGACUAGCUUACAGUUGGGUGGAUAUUUACUCAACGCAAAGAGCGAAAUCAAGUUGGACCCUCCCUUCUACGACCCUUGGAACAAAACUAGUUUUAAAGCUUUGAGGAAACGAGUGGAUGCGGCCGGCGGAGUGAUAAUGGCCGAGUUGGGUAUAUAUCUCAACAAAACUUUCGACAAGGCUUCCUUCAUGGAGAGUGCCAGAGAGUUCGUGAAGGAUUAUCCUGUUGACGGUUUCAUUGUGGGCCAUCUCCCAUCGGAUUUCAGUGAAUACCCACUGCUGAAGGAACUUGUCGCGGCUAUUAAAGAACUCAACCUACGGGUGUCUUUAUG